ACCAUCCUGGCUGAGGGCGGUUGGACUCGCUGAGGAGGAGAGCCUUCCCGUCCCUUUCUCCGUCUUCUUCCCCUCACAAGAGAAGAAGAGUUUGCUGCCAGGAGGAAAAAUGCCUCGCCAGGAGGAGGAGGAGGAGGAAGGCGGGGAGAAGCGCCUUCGCCGGCUCUCGGCGCCCUUCGCCUUCCUUCUCCUCCUUGCCCUCGGAUCCCGGGCUUUUGCUCUAAAUGAUGCUAGUGGAGAUGUAAAGGAGGAGACUACGCUGCUGUCACAGGCGGCUGAAAUAAGUGGAAACUCGAAUCAAAUAAGCAGAGUUGCAGAACUAAAAGAAAUUAUAUUUGUCAUCCAAAGUCAGAGGAAUUCUUUUCAUUUGAAAAAAGCAGAGGAGUUAAAGCAAAAUAUUUUGAAACAGGUUGCAUCUCUUGGAAAGGAGUUGCCCACAGUUCUGCUUAUUCAUCAGAUGGACAAUGAGGGUGCAUGGACAAUUCUUCCCUUAAUGCACGAGUUUUCUGUUACAUACAGCAGAAACUCCUCAUGGGUUUUUUUCUGUGAAGAAGAUACAAGAAUACACAUUGUAAAACUAUUGAAAACACUUAGAAGAUAUGACAAGUCUAAGGAAUUAUUUUUAGGUAAAGCACUACAUGAUGAUGAAUCUACCAUAAUUCACCACUAUGCCUUUGCAGAAAAUCCUACUGUUUUUAAAUUUCCAGACUUUGCUGCUGGUUGGGCAUUAAGUAUUCCACUUGUAAAAAAGCUCGCAAAGAGACUGAAAAAUGAACCUUUAAAAUCAGAUUUCACAAUAGAUUUAAAAUAUGAGAUUGCACUAUAUAUCUGGGAAAAAGGGAAUGGGCCACAUCUCACCUCAGUGCCUGAGCUUUGUACAGAAGACUUGAACGCUCCUAAUACUGCUCACUGUGCCACUACAUUCACAAAUUUCCUUCCAUUUUGUGGAGAUCCUGUGAAGAACAUGGAUAUCUUUGUUGCUGUAAAAACAUGCAGGAAAUUCCAUGGAGACAGAAUACCCAUUGUAAAACAGACUUGGGAAGCAGAGGCCACUUUUAUUGAAUAUUACAGUGAUUUUGCAGAAAGUUCAAUACCCACUGUUGAUUUAGGAGUGCCAAAUACUGAAAGAGGUCAUUGUGGGAAAACCUUUGCCAUUUUGGAAAGAUUUUUAAAUCGUAGCCCUGCUACAAUGCCUUGGUUAGUCAUUGUGGAUGAUGACACUUUAAUAAGCAUCUCUAGGCUUCAGAAAUUACUCAGUUGUUAUGAUCCAAGUGAGCCAGUGAUUCUUGGAGAACGUUAUGGCUAUGGCUUGGGGUCAGGAGGCUACAGUUACAUCACUGGCGGAGGAGGGAUGGUGUUCAGCAGAGAAGCAAUCCGAAGAUUAUUUGCUAGCAAAUGCCGGUGUUACAGCAAUGAUGCCCCUGAUGAUAUGGUCAUUGGAAUGUGUUUCAGUGGUUUAGGAAUUCCUGUAACACACAGCCCUCUCUUCCAUCAGGCUCGGCCAAUGGAUUACCCAAAGGACUAUCUUUCCCAUCAAGUUCCAAUAUCAUUUCACAAACACUGGAACGUUGAUCCAGUGAAAGUAUAUUUCCAAUGGCUGGCACCAAAAGUGAGAGAUUUGCAAGAUAGUAAUCAACACCUUAGGGAAGAGUUAUAAUCUGUAAAUACUUUAAUAUUUAAAUAUUGUAUAGGCAUAAUGCAUAUUAGAUCAUCUACUGAAUUUGUUGUUGUAUUUAUAAUUGUUUGUCACAGAUAUUGUACAGAACUGUAAAGUCAUGUUCCAGUAUCACUCUUGAUAUACUAUCCUGUUUUCUUUCUUUGGCGCACCAGUGUCAUGUGUUGCAUAAUAAGGAAGAACUGGAAGGAGAUGUGGGAAGUAUCUGUUUUGUUCCUUAUAACACUCUUAUCACUCUGCAUGCUGAGGUCAUCUACCAAUUGGGGGAGUUAGGAGAAGAUUUAUAUUGAUCCCUAUGGGACUCAACACACACAGGCAUUAUGUCCACAGCGGUACUGGAUAAUGGCCUAAAUGUCCCCAUCCAGAAUGCAUAUACAUAUAUGUAUAUAUUUUGUUUGUUAGACUCUAGGGCUUAUAGAAUUUGGCUUUAGAACUGUGUAAACAUCUGACAUCUGUUGAACAUUAAGAUUUUUUAAAAAACAAAAAUAAGACAUCAGCAACCUGUCUGUCUUUGCCUUCUCUUUGGCAGCCUUACUGUUCCUCCCUUCUUUUAUUAUUUGUGGCAUAUGCUGACCUCCUUUGGAUUGCUAAGGAUUUUUUAGUUCUUUAUACAGUAUGUAGGUAUCUGAUCUGGAAAGAGAAGGUAGCUUACUAUUACUGUGUAUGAAUUAUUAUAGAGAACAUGUUGGUUGUCAUUGUCUUCUCUCUUGCACACUUCCACUUCUGUGCAUAUAUAAUUUAGAGAUAAUUGAAAAUGUAAGGGCUUGGCCACGAGAUGUCACUGACUACUGAUACUCAAAAUACCUGGUUAAAAAAGCAUUCU
Sceloporus undulatus (fence lizard) is the source of this 2498-nucleotide messenger RNA. It is a transcript of the gene B3GLCT, whose product is annotated as beta 3-glucosyltransferase. Bases 110 to 1657 code for a protein of 515 amino acids. The record is from RefSeq and is a predicted model, not a curated record. Lineage: Eukaryota; Metazoa; Chordata; Lepidosauria; Squamata; Phrynosomatidae. Gene Ontology annotation, cellular component: membrane. The transcript has 15 exons. Gene Ontology annotation, molecular function: acetylglucosaminyltransferase activity.